Fopius arisanus is the source of this 3979-nucleotide messenger RNA. Its product is annotated as serine/threonine-protein phosphatase 4 regulatory subunit 1. NCBI's taxonomy places the organism in Eukaryota, Metazoa, Arthropoda, Insecta, Hymenoptera, Braconidae. Gene Ontology annotation, biological process: protein dephosphorylation. The coding region runs from base 879 to 3614 and encodes 911 amino acids. The transcript is spliced from 10 exons. The record is from RefSeq and is a predicted model, not a curated record. Gene Ontology annotation, molecular function: protein phosphatase regulator activity.
GUACGACGUUUCGUUUACGCUUCCCCAAUCGUCUCUAUCUUCCUAUCGCUCACACCGUACAUAUCUACUUGAUAAUAAUAUUUAUGUGUCAAAGAGCCGGUUAAACAGGUUGUCCAUUCGCUUAUUUAACUAUUCGGAAUAUUGUCCUAUGGGUGGAGAUAAUCUGAUACGUGAACUCUAGAAAAUCAGUGAGUGUCAGUGAUGAGUUUUGUGAUUGAUUGGUUCAUUGGCAUCAUUUCGGAAUGAUCUCGGGUUGAUGACAUGGUUGUGCUUUAGAGGUUGAGAUACGGUGGUUGUUAUUGUUGAAAAUGUUGGUGAUUGGUUGGAAAAAUCAUGACGACAGAAUCCAGCAUGGCCGUCGAACUAGAUGUAGAAGUAUGGAGAUGAUUUUUAUCGAUAUGCUUGGGAGAAUUUUUUAUUGGUUAUUGGAUUUUGGGUGAGGCGAUGGUGAAUUUAUGAGGUUCGUGAUCUUGGGGUUGAUGGGGUGUUGGAGGUGUUGAAUUAUUAAAUUCUGUGACACUCAGUCAUUUGAGGCUUACUCCAAUUUUUCAAUCGUGAAUUUGGUGAUGAUGGUGAUGGAUUGAUUGGGAGGGGAAAAAUUCUGGGAAAUAUUUGCUCGAGUCAGGUCAAUAAAGGGGCUCGUUUGAAGGGCGACAAAGGUCUCUACUUCGUCGACCACGCAUGGCCGAUUCGGGGAAGAACCCACGGUGCAAAGACCUUCUGAAAGAUACUAGUAACACUCGAAAUAAAAUCCAGUGGUUGUUGACGAAUUAUCAGAAACAAGUGUGAAAUAUUUAUCGAGUUGUAAUCGUUCGAAUUUAAUUGUGAUCAAUCAUGUGGAUACCUGAAGAAUUCCGUUUGGUCAGCAUCAAAAAGAAAUGGAGAAUACAGGGAUUGGAGACUCAAACUGUCGUGAAUAUCAGAGGGACAAUGAGAGCGAUAGUGGAGGCUGUGGAGACGACGAGGGUGGAGGAGAUGCUCUUCAUCCGAUGGCGAAGCUCCAGCAGUAUGCCGUAUGCGAAAUGGUCUUCAAUAGACAAUUGGUAGGUCGACUUUUGGUGGACAUUUUUCGGAAUGCCGUCGACCAUUGCACGGAGCUCAACGUCUCCAAGGUAAUGCAGCCCGUCCACAAAUUGGUUAACGACACGGAGGCUAUCGUAAGACUGGACCUUAUCGAGCAGCUGCCGCAUGUGGCGAUGAUAUGCCAGGAGGCGCCUGAAAGAUUUGGGAAUGUUUUAUCGAAUCACUUGAUUCAUUUAAUUGCAACAUUCCUUCAUGAUGAGGAUCAACAGGUACGAAAUUCCACCCACACAGCCUUACUCACACUUAUCGAACGAGGUCUUCUGGACAAGGACUCGAUCGAAUUCGUAUUGGCACCCACUCUCCUGAUGAUGGGACAACAACCAGCCAAACUUGAAUAUGUCACACUUGCCAUUGACGGGAUGAGCAAGGUCGCUCCACUACUCGAUCCCGCGACAGCUGAGCGGCUUUUUCUCAAAAGAUACCUGUCGCUAUGUUGCAAUGGAAAUUUCUUCUUCCGAAAACUCUGUGCUAUACACUUUGGCGAGUUUUCAGCCUCGAUGACCAAGGAGACCAUUUUAGAAAAAUUGCUGCCAAUAUACGUGUCUCUCUGCAAAGAUUCAAUCUGGACAGUUCGAAAAUCUUGUGCCGAAGUAAUGGUAUCGAUAGCCUGCUGUGUAUCGCUCGAGCAUCGUCGUAACACUUUAUCACCAAUACUUGCUAACUUUCUUGACGAUGAGUCAAAGUGGGUCAAAUUAUCAGCAUACCAAAUACUCGGGCCUUUCAUCUCGAUAUUUGCAAAACAAUUCACUGAUUUUGCUUACAAUCAGUAUGGUGAACUUGUAUUAACGGAUCAACAUGGUACCGAGCUCAGGUAUAACAUGAUAUCAUUUUCUGGAUCGGCAGAGUCAUCAGCCGCCUGUAAAUCAUCAACAGAUGAGGACGACGAUAACAAUUCCGAAAUGCUCGAUUCUCCACUGUCACGAGGAACUGAAAGGAACAUAACAUCCCGAAAGCGGCCGACCAUCCAGAAGUACGAGGAGGCGAUCGAAAAAUUCGGUGAAAUGAUCAAGGAAUUCAAUGCAAUUGUGAAAGUUGACCCACAAUCAAUAGAUGAUAGUUCAUCGAGUGACGAUCCCAAUCAAUUCAGUCCGUUUCUGUACUACUACAUACCACCUGAUUUGCCCCUUGACGAUGAAUUAGUCAGAGCAGCCAGUGAAGGGUAUAAAUCACCGGAGACAAAUUUUGAAUCCUCGAAAAUCGAAGUGCACAUAGACACGUCGAAUGAGUGUCAUGUACCAACAAUAGAAGUAACAAUUCCCGAUGAUAAUAAAGAAAAUCACAAAGGUGAACCAGACAAACAGGAUAAACAGGUGAUGGGAGAUGAUCUCAGCGAUUUUCCAGGGGCAGUAGUAGUGAAUGACAAUAGUUGUGAGGUAGAGAAUGCAUCGAUUAAACCUAGUGAAGUUGAUAGCAAUGAAAUUGACGUAAAUACUCAGACAUCAUCAGACUCAAGGGAAUUGAAUGAGACGAUUGAUGUGUCAAUGGACACAUCGUCUGAAGUAAGUUUUUGUGAGAAACAGCAUCGACCAAUAAACAGAAGUGUCAGUGAUGUUGGAAGUCAGACAAUUGUACCACAGGUGUUAAUUGAUUUUUUUGUAUCAAUGGCAAAUCCAGAGGCAUGGUGGAGUCUAAAUAGUGCUGAAAUUCCUCGUUUCUGUGCAUUUUACUUUCCCGCUGUUGUAUUGACACUUGGUAGAGAGAAUUGGAGUAUGCUGAAAGCUGCCUAUGGUUAUUUGUCAGAUGCCAGAGAGUACAAAGUCAGAAGAACAAUGGCUUCUAGUAUUCAUGAAAUUGCUCUGAUACUCGGUGAAGAGUUAUCGGCCCAGGAUCUUCUGCCCAUUUAUGAGGGCUUCAUCAAGGAUCUUGAUGAGGUACGAAUAGGUGCCCUCAAGCAUCUUGCUACGUUUCUCAAGGUACUCAAGCCAGCUGACAGACGUCAAUUUUUACCCAAUCUAAAGUGUUUUCUAACGCGGGACAGCGAGUGGAAUGAGAGGAAUUGGAGAUUUAGGGAGGAAGUUGCUAGACGAUUGCUCGAGACUCUUCCACUUUACUGUACUCAGGAUGUCUCUACCCACAUUGCUCCAUUAUCAUUCCCACUGCUUGUGGACAAAGUUGCUGCUGUUCGACAUAUGGCUGUUGUAUUGGUGACGCGAAUAAUCUCGUAUCUCUCGACUGAUGAUAAACUCGUCACAGCGAUUAUCCAGGAACUCCGAAUGAUGUUGACUGCCAAUUCGAGUAAGUGGACUUGUCGUCAGACUUACGCACGUCUCUGUGAGUUUCUUUUAUUGAGUGGAGCUAUUUCUGGGGAGCGAUUCGCUAAGGAUAUGCUGCCCUCUCUUCUGAAUCUUUCUUCAGAUGUUGUUCCUAAUGUCCGACUGUUUGUUGCGAGAACACUCACGACGCAGGCCUUAAAGAUAAGGAACAGGAUGGGACCAGAGCACUUCGAGGAAAUCAGUCAGAAACUGCGAGUGUUACGUCAAGAUCCAGACAGAGAUGUGAGAAAGGUAGCCGGUAGUGUUUUUCAAAAAUAGCAAGAAAAAUGGCCCGACGAACCGAUCCUCGUACUGCCUGGACUAGAUCAAGUGUAAGGAACUGAAUCAACAUGGAAAUCAAUGUAAUGACAAAAAGAAACACAAAUGAACAAUAACAAAGUAUAUGCAUUAUAGUGAGAGAUGAACAUACAUUCUUGAUUAACGUUGUUACACAAAUUCGCCUCAGUUAUUACUUCCUUCAUAAAUGGAAACAAGAAGACAACGAUGAGUCUAGCGAAUUUAUUUUUUUUUGUGUUAUUUGAAUCGAAAGAAGUAGAUGAUGGAGAUAAAAAUUUGGAGAAGUCGACACAUUUUGUCACGCACCAUUUGAUCAUGAUUUGAGCUCAAUUUUUUAUGGAUGAAAG